AGCGGGGGACUCGUGCUGAAGGAAUGACGCCGACUACUUUCUUCUUCUUGUAUCAUUUCAAAAAUCAUUCUUUUGGACUGCGCAGUUGAACUCUUCUGCUUAUAUCUGGAGGAUAUUUCGCGAGGGAAAAACGCCGGAACUCCGAGCGAGACAGAGCAGAGAGGGCGAUGCAUGCCAUGGUUUCACUUUGAUUGCUCCGUUUUUUCAAAGAAGUUAGCUGUACUAGAACCGAACUGAAGUCAAGAGUAAUAACUCAGAUAAGGGAGAAGGAAGGGGGCUUUCGCACGGCGCACAGCCGCGUUGCCAUGGCAGGGAUCAGCAACAUGAGGACCCUGGAGGACCUGACCCUGGACUCGGGCUACGGGGCGGGCGAGUCCUGCCGCUCCCUCAGCCUGUCCUCCUCCUCCAAGUCCACCCCGCACACGACCAUGAGCGCCCCGCGCCGGGGCACCUGGUGGUACCACUCGGGCUCCAUGAAGAGCCGCAACAGCAGCUGGGACACGGUGAGCUCGGCGCUGCAGGAGGACGCCGAGGACAUCUUCUCCAAGUGUCCCCGGCUGCCGGACCUCGAGGAGUUCCCCUGGACGGACGAGGAGGUGGGGGAGGUGCUGCUGGGCAAGGUGGCCGGCCCGGACCGGGCCGCGUUCUCCGGCGAGGCGGUGCGGAGGCUGUCGGCGCUGCUGCGGCGGGCGCUCGUGCGCGUCUCGCGGGAGGCGCAGCGCCUGAGCAUCACGCACUGCAGCUGCGGCCGCGCCGAGGUGCAGAGCGCCGUGCGCCUCGUGCUGAGCCGCGAGCUGGCCGACACGUGCCUCUCCGCCGCCGUCAGGGCGCUCUCCCUGUGGAGCAUGAGCGCCGGGGACCGACAGCGCCGGGGCAAGUCCGCCCGCUGCGGGCUCGCGCUCUCCGCGGGCCGCUUCUUCCGCUGGAUGGUGGACACGCGCGUGUCCGUGCGCGUGCAGCAGCACGGGGCCAUCUGCCUGGCCGCCUGCGUGGAGAGCCUGGCCGAGGAGGUGGGCCGGAGGGUGCUGAUGCUGGAGCGGCAGCAGCAGCAGCAGCAGCAGCAGCAGAGCGCCGCCGCCGCCGCCGCCGACGACGCCGGGGGUUCCGUGGCGGCCGAGGCGCUGGAGGGCGCCGUGAACAACGACCCCGAGCUCUGGGGCGUCCUGCAGAACUACGAGCAUCUCAUAUGUGGCAAGAACGCCAGUGGUGUCCUGUCCCUGCCGGCCCACUUCAGUUCCUAUGCGGGCGAUCAACAUGGCGGCACAGAGAGCCAAGGUGACGCCUACGCCCACCUGGAGCUGCGCACCCUGGAGCAGUCUCUGCUGGCCACCUGCGUGGGCAGCAUCUCCGAGCUCAGUGACCUGGUGUCGAGGGCCAUGCGUCACAUGCAGCGCCUGAGCUCCACCUGCCCCGCCGCGAGCCCCAGUCGCCAUGCGCACCAGCAGCCCGUAUCCUGGUCCCCGGACGCUCUGCACACGCUGUACUACUUCCUGAGGUGCCCGCAGAUGGAGUCCAUGGAGAACCCGAACCUGGACCCGCCCAGGAUGGCCCUCAGCAAGGAGAGGCCCUUUCUGCUCCUCCCGCCUCUGAUGGAGUGGAUGCGGGUGGCCAUCGUUCACGCCGAGCACCGCCGUAGUCGCUUGGUGGACGGCGAUGACGUCCGCCAGACGGCUAGACUGCUCCUGCCCGGCCUGGACUGUGAGCCCCGACAGCUGAAGCCCGAGUGUUGCUUCAGCUCCUUCAGGCAGUUGGAAGCCAAGGCCGCCGUGGACAAGUUCCAGCUGGACCUGGGGUUCCGCAUGCUCAGCUGCGGUCGGACGGACCUCGUGGGCCAGGCCAUCGAGCUGCUGGGCUCCGAUGGCGUGGAUACUAUGGACGAUCAGGGCAUGACUCCAUUGAUGUACGCCUGCUCUGCAGGGGACGAAGCCUUGGUGCAGAUGUUAAUCGAUGCCGGGGCAAACCUAGAUGUGGCGGUUCCUGGCUGCUCACCCAGACACCCGUCAGUUCAUCCCAGCUCGCGCCACUGCGUCGCCCUCACCUUCGCCGUGCUGCACGGGCAUAUCUCCGUGGUGCAGCUUCUCCUGGAUGCCGGGGCCCACGUGGAGGGUGCGCCCAUGCAGAACGGCCAGGGCUGCUCCGCCGAGACCCCGCUGCAGCUCUCCUCGGCAGCAGGGAAUUACGAGAUGGUUAGUCUUCUGCUGGCUCGCGGUGCUGAUCCCAUGCUGAAGCCCCGGGGCGGAGAUGUCCUGACAUCAUCCCUUCACGAGGAGAUGAACUGCUUCAGUCAGGCCGCAGCUCACGGACACAGGAACGUGCUGAGGAAGCUGCUGACCCAGCCGCAGCGGGCGAAGGACGACGUCCUCUCCCUGGAGGAGAUCCUGGCCGAGGGGGUGGAGGGCCGGGAAGGAGGAGGGUCCGAGCGGUCGACUCCGCCGAGCCCCGGCGCUUUGGCUCCUGCUGAGGUUCCCCGGCUCUGCAAAACACGUUUGAAAGCCCUGCAGGAAGCGGCCUACCACAGCGCCGAGCACGGCUACCUGGAUGUCACCAUGGAGCUGCGAGCACUAGGGGUGCCCUGGGAGCUCCACGUGUGGCUGGAGUCCCUGCGCAGCGCACAUCAGCAGUCCAGGGCCGAGGUCACCCUGUCCCUCCUGAAGGACUUCACCACCAUUCGGGAGGAGCAGUACUCCGAGGAGCUGCUCCGCCUCGGGCUGCCGCUCAUGUUCACCAUCCUGCGGACCAGCAAGAACGACGCUAUAAACCAGCAGCUGGGCUCCAUCUUCAGCCACUGUUACGGCUCGGCUCCCCUACCCGGAAUUCCAGAACUGAAGGCCAACCUGUCAUCGCAGCUCGACCCCCAGUUCCUGAACAACAAGGAGAUGUCGGACGUCACCUUCCUCGUGGAGGGGAAGCCCUUCUACGCCCACGGGGUCCUGCUGAUCACAGCCUCGGACAGGUUCCGGUCUCUCCUGGGAUCCUGCAGGUCGGACACCGCCUCGGGCUGCAGGACCAUCGAGAUCAGCGACAUAAAGUACGACAUAUUCCAGAUGAUGAUGAGGUACUUGUACAGCGGUGGCCGGGAGUCUGUCAGAGCGAAUGUGCCCGACGUGCUGGAGCUGCUAUCGGUGGCCAACUUAUUCCGGCUGGGGGCGCUGCAGCGGCACUGUGAAGUCGUCUGCGCCGAAAGUAUAGACCUGGAAAAUGCUGUGAGCAUCUACAAGACUGCGAAGACUCACGGAGCUUGCGAGCUGGCUGAGUUCUGCGAGAAGUUCUUCCUGCGCAACUUGGGGGUGCUGCUGGAGCAAGAGGCCUUCUGCAGGCUGCUCCUGGGCUCCGGGGGCUCCCGGGCGGCCAGGAGGGAAUCUUUGCUGGGGGCGCUGGAGGUCACCCUGGUGGAGAGAAUGCGCUCUCUCUACGCUGCCUUCACAGGAUGAGGGGAGGGGGGGGGUUUCAGAAGAAGGAGAGUGCUUGCUGCGACAGGGAGUCGCGUGGAUUUGACGGUGUGGACGGAACCGAGGGAACGCUACCGUUCUUGUGGCCCCGGUGACGUCCACCGGCAAAGGUGCAGAGCACAGUGCACCCACUGCAGAAAGAGAAUGACGCUCUGACACAAGGGACUAGGAGAUGGAGAUGGUUUGUAAAACUGAUAAAGGCUCCCCUCUAGUGGUGCGGCCGGUGCCGCUCUGUCUCGCUGCCUCGGUUCGGUUUAUCGUUUAGCUUACAUCAUACACCAGGUAAUCAGUGCUGGAAACACAGUGCAAAUUAUGGAGCGACUUUCUGCAAUAUACAGUAUAUAUAUUUUAUCUUGGUAUUACAAAAUGACAAAACAGUCUACACUUCUGUGCUGGAUUUUGUAUUUAUAUUAGUGCUCAUUUCACAAAGCCAAUAAAACUUUUUAGAUUUAUUAUAUUUAAUGUAAUUAAUAUAUGUUGUUCAGAUGGAUCAAUUUUUUUUUUUUU
Scleropages formosus (Asian bonytongue) is the source of this 3956-nucleotide messenger RNA. Its product is annotated as ankyrin repeat and BTB/POZ domain-containing protein 2-like. Gene Ontology annotation, molecular function: protein heterodimerization activity. The coding region runs from base 306 to 3431 and encodes 1041 amino acids. NCBI's taxonomy places the organism in Eukaryota, Metazoa, Chordata, Actinopteri, Osteoglossiformes, Osteoglossidae. The record is from RefSeq and is a predicted model, not a curated record. The transcript has 17 exons.